AUCCAGUAAACCCUAACAUCACCGUCUUCUCCAACAUCAAAAUUAAUUAAGCAAAUCAAAAGCAGAGCGUUUCAAAAAUGUCAGGAAGAGGAAAGGGAGGCAAAGGAUUGGGAAAGGGAGGAGCCAAGAGGCACAGGAAAGUUCUCCGGGAUAACAUUCAGGGAAUCACCAAGCCGGCGAUUCGGCGUCUGGCUCGUAGGGGAGGCGUGAAGCGUAUCAGCGGUUUGAUUUACGAAGAAACCAGAGGCGUAUUGAAGAUCUUUCUUGAGAAUGUGAUUCGCGACGCUGUUACUUACACUGAGCAUGCUAGGAGGAAGACUGUUACUGCUAUGGAUGUCGUUUAUGCUCUUAAACGACAAGGCCGUACUCUUUAUGGCUUUGGCGGUUAGAUUGUAAAUUAAAUUAGUUAAUCUGGAUCUGUAAUCGAAGUUGUUUCAAUUUUAAUUCAAAUCUGGUGAUUUUCAAUUA
Mercurialis annua (annual mercury) is the source of this 468-nucleotide messenger RNA. RefSeq names its product histone H4. The record is from RefSeq and is a predicted model, not a curated record. The transcript has a single exon. The coding region runs from base 78 to 389 and encodes 103 amino acids. Gene Ontology annotation, molecular function: DNA binding; structural constituent of chromatin; protein heterodimerization activity. Gene Ontology annotation, biological process: nucleosome assembly. Gene Ontology annotation, cellular component: nucleosome. Lineage: Eukaryota; Viridiplantae; Streptophyta; Magnoliopsida; Malpighiales; Euphorbiaceae.